This is a messenger RNA of Pterocles gutturalis (yellow-throated sandgrouse), 626 nucleotides long. RefSeq names its product NME/NM23 family member 5 (gene NME5). Gene Ontology annotation, molecular function: nucleoside diphosphate kinase activity. Gene Ontology annotation, biological process: CTP biosynthetic process; UTP biosynthetic process; negative regulation of oxidative stress-induced intrinsic apoptotic signaling pathway. The annotation marks the transcript as partial. The record is from RefSeq and is a predicted model, not a curated record. The transcript has 4 exons. Lineage: Eukaryota; Metazoa; Chordata; Aves; Pterocliformes; Pteroclidae.
AAACGGAAACUCCAAUUAAGCCCAGAGCAAUGUAGCAACUUUUAUGCAGACCAAUAUGGAAAAGUGUUUUUUCCUAAUUUAACAGCCUAUAUGAGUUCUGGACCUUUAAUUGCCAUGGUUCUUGCCAGACAUUGCGCAGUCUCAUACUGGAAGGAACUGCUUGGACCAUCAAACAGCAUAAAAGCUAGGAGAACUCACCCUUACAGUUUAAGAGCAAUUUAUGGGACUGAUGAUCUGAGGAAUGGAUUUCAUGGCAGUCACAGCAUUUCCUCAGCAGAAAGAGAAAUUAAAUUCAUGUUUCCAGAAGUGAUCAUGGAGCCCAUUCCAGUUGGACAAAGAGCUAGAGAUUACUUGAACCUUUGUGUAAAGCCUACGUUACUAGCUGGGCUCACUGCACUGUGUAAAGAGAAGCCAGCAGAUCCGAUGAUUUGGCUUGCUGACUGGUUGAUUGAACACAAUCCUAAUAAACCUAGGCUGCAACAUCAGAUCACUGCAGAGGAGCAUCAGGGGUGAGAGCUCACUGGAAACAAUCUCAAGCGUUCCAACUUGCAGAUGUAUAUAAUAAUUUUCAGUGUAUCCCUUGGCUAUGUAAUCAAUAUUAUCUGAAGUAAACAUGAUUGUCAAAA